AGACCCCUUUUAGAAUUCGUCGCGAAGUAGCUGUUGAUCGUGGUUAAUGACUCACUAAAGUCGUGGACGAGUGGAUGUCAACGUCAACUCUUUGAACAGUCGUCCGUUGGUGUGUGCAUAAUUCAUAAAUCUUGUUCAUCGAAAAUAGGUUAUGUAUGUACGAACAAAAAAAAAGACAAUGCUCAUCGAACCGGAUGCAAGAAAAUGUCAUCAAGCGUCACUCUCGCUUCCUGUUGAGAUACCUUCGUGGGUGGUGUUGCUUUGAGUAUACGGUAAAGGCUUACUCAGGGCGGUUGUAAGCGGCGAAAAAUGCAAAAUCCGCAAUCAAUUGUACGGUGAUUUACGUGCCAGUGCCCUGGGCUGUCUGGGAAUCGAAUGGAACUUCUGGAGCCGUGGAUAUCGCUUACGUCCAUAACCUAAACGUGUAUAAUAUUUUUUGUCGAAAAUGAAGUCUGGACGCUUGAACGAGCACAGAGGGUCCAUCCUUCUGUCGAAGGAAGAAAACCAGGAAGUCUUCAAGCUCAUUGGAAACCGAUGUCAGUGCCUUGCAGCUGGUGUAAUACAACUAUAUGUAACUGAGCCUCCAUCGCAUAGGGAUUGGAUAAAAAGAGAUACUGGUGUAAUAACGCUUAUUAAAGAUAAUCCAAGACGCAGUUACUUUUUUAGACUGUAUUGUCUGCGAAGAAAUGCAAUGCUGUGGGAACAUGAAGUUUAUAAUUCAAUGGAUUACAAAGCUCCCAUGUCCCAUUUUCACACAUUUGAGGGCGAAGAUUCUAUGACUGCUUUUAACUUUGCCAGUGAAACAGAUGCAAUCAUAUUGAGGUCGAUAAUUCUUGAAAAGCUUAAUGCUAAGAGGCAAAGGAGACAAGAAAGAAAGUCACGAAUUAGUGCCGACUCUCAUCAUUCGCUAACUUUGCCAAAAAAGAGCCACAGCAAUACCUCAGCAGUAGGUUUCAGCACUGGAAGUUCGACAGACAUAUCAAAUGGAUCUUCAUCAUCCGCUACUGUUAAUAGAAGCGUGUCUAGCAGUUCGAUGUACAAAGCUAAAAAUCAUAAACAGGACAAGGAUCCAAAGAGGAGAUUGACAAAGGCGGACAUAGGUUCCCCCUCAAACUUUAGACAUGUGGCGCACAUGGGUUGGAAUGUAAACAGUAAAGGUUUAGAAUUGGAAUCCGUUGACCCGCAAUUAAAGCAGUUUUUCGAUACAGCAGGUGUUUCGGAUGAUCAGUUGAGAGAUCGAAAGACGCGAGAGUUCAUCUAUGACUUCAUCGAAUGCCAUGGGGGUAUAAAUGCAGUUAAAGCAGCUAUAGUACCAUCUUCGGGUAUACAAGGCAAUCAACCACCACCGCUGCCAGCACCAACAGGACUAGGACCUCCACCUCCAGUUCCAGCUCGUACUGUUCCAGUUAGUCCUGGACUUCCAAUAAGUAGUAAUCAACCACGAAACGCUCCACCUUUACCACCUUCAAGAACUCCUGCACCACCUCCACCACCUAAUGCCCCUCCUGCUCAUCGGCCUUUGCCGGCUCGUCCUGUUGCAUCCUCUGUGACAUCACCACCAUGUCCUCCACCACCACCUCCACCUCCAAUGUCCACAAAUAUACCUCCUCCUCCUGCACCUCCGGUGCCGCAAUUAACGGAGAUGGAUAAUGAGACAAUAAACAGUAAUGCCACUAAUAAUAAUGGUGGAUUACCUGAUACCAGGAAUGCUUUGCUCGAUGCAAUCAGAAGUGGUACAACGCUCAAGAAGGUGGACAAAGUUGAACCCAAGCCAAAUUUGGCUGACGAUACUAGAGGUAAUCUGUUGAGCCAGAUACGCCAGGGGAUCGAGUUGAAAUCGGUUGCAAAUCAGCCAAAAUCUGCUCCAUCUCCAAUCGUACAGAAUAGUUUAGCUGGAGCUCUAACUAGGGCCCUAGCAGAAAGAUCGCGUGUAAUACACAGUGAUAGUGACAGUGACGACUCAACAAGUGAGACCAGCGGUGAUGACUGGGAUGAUUGAAUAGUUACUUUGGUCUGUAAGACUAAAAAGGUAUUUGUAAAGAUCGAUGAUUUUACGUGCAGGUCCUACGAGUACCUGGCUUAUUGUUUAUUAGAUAAAAAAAAAUUGAAUAGUCUCUUUUUUUUUGAAGUGAUUAUAUUAGAUAUUUGAGAGCAAUGUAAGAAAUUUUUUUCUGGAAGGGUGCUGAGUGCUUGAAAAUUUAAGUAUGUUAGAGAGGUGCUUCUUUUUGAUACUGAUAUUCUUCGUAUCGAUUACAGUAUUUUUAAUAUAAAAAUAAAUUAAUUCUUGUGUUUCAUAGAGUAAACAUGUAAGUGAGUCCCUAAGUUUUAGAGAUGCUAAAAACGAGAUGUGAGUAUUAAUGGUCAAUUAUUUUAAUUACUUGGUGUAAUCUGGCACACAGCACCCUUUUUCAGCUGGAGUAUGGUUCAGGAAUGGAAUAAAGUAAAACUACUGCGCACCAAUGGUUUGCAGUCUCAUGCAUAGGAAUUAAUUUAUUGUAUUUUUAAGCUAGAAUAUAACAGGUUCGUUAUAUUUAAAAUUGACUAUUUGAAUUGAAAUACGAAACGUUGUGCAUGCUUAAAUACAUUUUGAAUAUUUCCUAAAGUCUGACUAUAGUGAUAAGAUAUUCAAUAUGGCGUGGUUAUAAAAAUACUUCCUUUCCUGUACUUUCAAUACAUGAUGUAU
Molecule: messenger RNA, 2683 nt
Organism: Diprion similis
Lineage: Eukaryota; Metazoa; Arthropoda; Insecta; Hymenoptera; Diprionidae
Product: neural Wiskott-Aldrich syndrome protein-like
Exons: 6
Coding region: 446-1999 (517 amino acids)
Biological process (GO): actin filament organization; regulation of Rho protein signal transduction
Molecular function (GO): actin binding; small GTPase binding
Source: RefSeq, a predicted model, not a curated record